GGAACAUUAGUUGGACGUUGACAUUCAAAUUUCAAACAGCGAGAAUGUCACCCUGUGCUGGAGUAAGUUUGGCGAUCGUGCUGCUUCUCGGAACUUCCGGGCUCGGGGAAGCAGCCAAGAUUCUGGGAGUUUUACCCAGUGGUGGAACGUCGCAUCAUUUUGUGGGAAUUUCAUAUCUUCGGCUUCUGGCCAAAGCUGGACACGAUGUAACGGUUCUCAGCUCAUUUCCAGAGAAAAAUCCACCGCCAAAUUGGAGAGACAUCGAGCUGACUGGGUUGAAGGAAAAAAUGCACGAAGAGUUCACGGACCCCUUUGAAUUUGCCGAUACACCAUUCAUUAUGAACCUCAUCAUGAUGUACUCUACGUUCGGUCGAUUUUCCAGCGAGUUCACUUUGAACCACCCGAAUGUUCAAAAGUUGCUGAAUUCAGGGGAACAUUUCGACCUGGUUAUCGUAGAAGCAUUCUUAGCAGAAGCUGUCUUUGGCAUGGCACAACACUUCAACGCCUCUCUGAUUACCUAUUCACCGUUUGGAAGUUCGUUAUGGAACACGGAGCUCACCGGAUCUCCGGCUCCGGCUUCUCACGUUUCGACUAUGAUGCUACCUUACUACGACCGGAUGAAUUUCUGGGAACGGUUCUGGAACACCAUCUACAACGCCAUUGACUAUACUCUCUACCAUCAACUUCAACUGACCACUCAAAAAGAGUUGUACGAUGCAGCCUUUCCAAACGCUGCCAUUUCCUUCGAAGAGCAAAUGAAACAGGUUUCACUAGUUUUCUUGAAUAAUCACUUUAGUAUAGGGAUGCCAAGGCCUUACGCGCCGAAUAUGAUCGAAGUCGGUGGAGUACAAAUUGAUGAUCCAAAGCCUCUGCCGAAGGACCUUCAAAAAUUCAUGGACGAGGCUCCUGACGGGGUAAUCUACUUCAGUAUGGGAUCCUACGUGAGGAGCGAGAAAUUUCCGGAAGAAAAACGGAACGCUUUCAUUAAAGUCUUUGCAGGCCUCAAACAGCGAGUUCUUUGGAAGUUUGAAGACGAAUCGCUGCCUAAACUUCCAUAUAACCUCCUAAUCAAAGCUUGGAUGCCUCAAAAUGACAUCCUAGCUCACCCGAACGUUCGAGCCUUCAUUACCCAUGGAGGACUUCUCGGAACAACUGAAGCUAUCUAUCACGGAAUUCCGCUAGUUGGUAUCCCCAUCUUCGGAGAUCAAAUGAUGAAUGUUCAGCUAUCUGCUCGUUCGGGAAUGGGAGUUCCCCUGCUUUUCAAGGACAUUAACGAACAAACCGUUCGUUCAGCCCUGGAGAAAGUUCUCACGGAUCCAUCCUACCGGGAGAAUGCUAAGCGAAUGUCCAAAAUAUACCACGAUAAACCGAUGACGCCGAAGCAAACUGCCCUCUACUGGAUGGAGUACGUCAUCAGACAUAAGGGGGCACCUCAGCUUAGAACACCGGCUGUUGAGCUUUCAUUCUUCCAAUAUCAUCUCAUUGAUGUUUAUUGUGUGAUGUUGUUAAUUUUAGGGUUAGUUAGUUUGAUUUGUGUUAGGGUUGUUAAAAAGUGUUAUUCCAGUAUUCGCAAAUUUGCGCCAAAGAAGAGCAAAAAGAGAGAUUAAAUUUAAUGGCGUACAAAUGUAGUUGAAUAUAAAUACUUGAGUUUAUAUUUGAAAGGAAUAUUAGUU
Molecule: messenger RNA, 1673 nt
Organism: Uranotaenia lowii
Lineage: Eukaryota; Metazoa; Arthropoda; Insecta; Diptera; Culicidae
Product: UDP-glycosyltransferase UGT5-like
Exons: 3
Coding region: 45-1607 (520 amino acids)
Molecular function (GO): UDP-glycosyltransferase activity
Source: RefSeq, a predicted model, not a curated record